This is a messenger RNA of Mercenaria mercenaria, 1426 nucleotides long. RefSeq names its product CUB and sushi domain-containing protein 3-like. The record is from RefSeq and is a predicted model, not a curated record. Lineage: Eukaryota; Metazoa; Mollusca; Bivalvia; Venerida; Veneridae. Bases 168 to 1412 code for a protein of 414 amino acids. The transcript has 8 exons.
GAAUCACAUCAAUAUGUUCAAGUAACGCGUUAUCAUCAGACGGACGUCCGUUAUACAUAACGAGUGAACAUUACCCAGGAUUGACCACUGGCAAUGCUACGUGCUCUUGUUCCGUUGAGGUGUACGACUGCUCAGCUAACAUCAACAUUUAUAUACUCGAUGCAGAUAUGUACUUGGACACAAAUGUCUGUGAGCAGAGUAUACAAAUCACUGAUGGGGCAAGUACUUCAUUAAAAGAGAUCAACUGUGAGAGUUACUAUGGAUCAGCCAUUGAAUGGGACACUCUUAGUACACAUUAUUUGAAAAUAAAAUUUCUUGACCAGUCAACGCAAAACCAGGAGGGAUACUUUCUUCUGGGAUUUGCAGUUUCUGAUUCCAAUGCCACAUUCAGCCUAAGCUGUACGUCUGAAACAGAGUCAUGGUGUAUCGAUUGCGGCUCAUUGCCAACAAUUUCAUUCGGACGGCUGCAACUUAUUGAUGGCAGUAAUAGUGGAUAUGACGCCAAGGCGCAAGUUGUUUGUGACCUUGGUUAUGAAGCCGAGAUAUCAACGAUUAAAUGUUUAGCAAAUGCUACGUGGGAAGAUUCAGCUGUGUGUUCAGUAAAAGACUGUGGAACAUCGUUUGCAAUAAACUUUGGAAACGCAACGCUUAACGAUGUAAGCAACUCAGCCUACGGUGCAACAGCAACUGUGACUUGCGAUCACGGAUAUAACGCUACUAAAGAAACAAUCACUUGUGCGGAAACAGGGUCCUGGGAUACAGCGGAAUGCGAACCAGUUGAUUGCGGCUCAUUGCCAACAAUUUCAUUCGGACGGCUGCAACUUAUUGAUGGCAGUAAUAGUGGAUAUGACGCCAAGGCAGAAGUUGUUUGUGACCUUGGUUAUGAAGCCGAGUUAUCCACGAUUAAAUGUUUAGCAAAUGCUACGUGGGAAGAUUCAGCUGUGUGUUCAGUAAAAGACUGUGGAACAUCGUUUGUAAUGAAUUAUGGCAAUGCAAUGCUUAACGAGGUAAGUAACUCAACCUACGGUGCAACAGCAACAGUGACUUGCGAUCACGGAUAUACCGCUACAAAAGAAACAAUCACUUGUGCAGAAACAGGGUCUUGGGAUACAGCAGAAUGCAAACCAGUAGAUGGUAGCAAUGGAGAGGAUCAUUCGGAAAACACAGAUGAAAGCAGAGUAAAAGAUGGAGGUUUAGCACCUGGAAUUAUAGCUGCCAUUGUCAUAGCCUCGAUCCUGGUUGUCAUUGUCGUUGUCAUUGUUGUUGCAAUCCUAUAUGCAAAAUGUAGCAAGAGUCAAGAUAUUUCUCCAGUUAGCGAUGAAAAAGAUGUACCGCUUCAUAAACAAACUGAUGAAACAGUUCAGCGUCAGGUGAUGUCACGGAAAGAAAGUUAUAUGUUUUCAAACAGGUAAUAGAAUUGUUGACA